UGGUUUGCGAAGAAAUGAGGAAGAAUGAACGGAAGAAAAAGAAUUUUCUGAAUAAAUAAGUCUUUCUAUUAUUUUCCUUAUAACUUGGUACAUGCUUUUCUUCCGGGUUUUCCUACUUCUUCAUUCCUACCUCUCUUAUUGGUUCUUCUUCUUCCUAUGAAAGACAAGUCAGAACCCUUGCAUUUGCCUGCCUUCUCCCGAUUUCUCUUUUUUUUUUGGGUAUUACCCAAAUCUUUUGACAUGAAUUGUCUUAUGUAAUACCUUGCAGAUUCCUUAUUAUUGUAUACUUUUCUCUAUGUUUCGUACACUCAGAGCAUCCCAGCGUCGGUCGUUGGUAAAUCUGCUAUUUGGAACAACUGCUCUCUUUGCCACUGCGACUGUCGUACUUCCUUCUUUUCUCCCUUGUCCUGCUAUGCAGAAUCCUUAUGUAGGAUCACAGCCCAACUCUCAAGACGAUGAUACUGCUAAGUCUGAAUGGCCCUCUUCAAUUGUUGUUAUUGACGAUAAACGACAACAGCAAGGUCGAAAUGCAUCCCCCUCUUCUUCCAAUUAGUUCAUUUUCACAGGAUUCUGUCAAAGUUGCUCCCGACAACCUUGUACGUUAUCUUCCUUUGGUUUGAAACUCCCCUCUCACUUCUUUUACACAUGCAAUUCUUUGGCUAUUUUCUAUUUUGCUUUCGUUUUAUUGCUUUGUUAGACUACCAUAAAUGGCUGCUGAAUCUUGUGGCUGUUCGUUGAAUAUAUAAUGAGAAAGACGUAUUUUUUGGUUUUUAUAUGAAAGAUCCCACCCGUCCUUUUCUUUCUACAGUCUUGCCUUGUUCUUGAGACUGAAACAUCGGAAUCUAGGGUUCUAUGUGUGUGGUGAAUGUUUUCAAAUUAAAUGAACCUUGAUUCACGCAGAAUGAUAUUCUUCUUGGAUAUGUAGAGAUACAACUAUGAUUACCUUUAUUGAGUUAUAGCAAUUAUCCAAUGGUAAUGCUAUCAUCUUGUUUUGUUAUUGAUUCUCGUUUACGAAUCGCAAAUGGCAAAUAACUUUUUCGAACCGUCUUAAAGCUAUUUAUCAUAGGAAGAAUUCCCUUAAACAGUUUAAGUAUAUUCUUUCUGGAUACUUGCAUACUUUCUUUCCCUUAACGAAUUAUGCUUCCCUCGUGAUGUUGUAUUGGAGACGGAAAAGGAAUUUUACUUGAUUAGUUAUUUUUACUUCUUGUUUCUCUGUCAUGUUUUCUUUGUGAACAGGAAUCGGUCAGAUUCAAGCGAUUUGCUUUUUACUUCCUCUUGAAUCAACUCGCAUAAGCACGCACUUAAAACCAAAGCAGCUUCGAUUGUCUUAUAAACAACUCUGUUCUUGCUAAGAGGUAAUGAAUAGCCUUUCUUUAGAACGUAAUAUAUGUCUGUCUAGCAUGCUUACAAGACUAGUUAAUGAAAGAUGAUCUAGAUAGUCUCUCAGUAAACCCAUCCGUCUCUACUUUUCAAAAAGAAAGCUAAACAAGUAUAUUAUUUAUACAAAAACUCAGGAAAUCCCUCAAAAAACUUCACAUUCUGAAAUAUGAUAAUAAACAAAUAAUCCUUCAAGCGACAAGUAGCAAGGUAACAUAUUGAAAGUAACAAACAUUUUC
Molecule: messenger RNA, 1616 nt
Organism: Schizosaccharomyces cryophilus OY26
Lineage: Eukaryota; Fungi; Ascomycota; Schizosaccharomycetes; Schizosaccharomycetales; Schizosaccharomycetaceae
Exons: 1
Coding region: 296-553 (85 amino acids)
Biological process (GO): mitochondrial respiratory chain complex IV assembly
Source: RefSeq, a predicted model, not a curated record